Messenger RNA from Acanthocheilonema viteae, 945 nucleotides. NCBI's taxonomy places the organism in Eukaryota, Metazoa, Nematoda, Chromadorea, Rhabditida, Onchocercidae. The record is from the annotation of a GenBank genome assembly.
AUGUUUUUUUAUCAUAAUCGUCGAAGACAAAAUAAUUAUGGAAUAUAUUUGCUGGCAUAUCAUUUGUUCAAUUCACGUAACAUUCCACCAGUCACUCUAAUUAUUAUAAUAUUUCAAAUGGCGAUUUUUCUAGGUUAUAUUCCAGCCCUUAAUCAGCAUAAAACAGAAGCAAUGUGUCUUCUGCCAUCACGUAUAUUAUAUCGAUCUGAGUGGUUGCGAAUGCUUGCAUCCACAGUUAUGCAUGUUGACGAUAUGCAUCUUUAUUUUAAUAUGAUCUCAUUACUGUGGAAGGGUCGACGUUUGGAGCCUUGGUUAGGUUCGAGACGUUUUCUAUUACUUCUGAUAAUAUUUGCCUUAGCAACAAGCAGUACUAUAAUUGGAUUAAGCUAUUUAGCCGAUGAAAUAUUCAUUUUUAAUGGUGCUGAUUAUAUGAAUCAGUGCGCUGUUGGUUUUUCCGGUGUGCUUUUUGCUUUGAAGGUAUUGCAUACAACAUAUUUUCCUUAUUCGGACCAUAAUUUAUUUGGUUGGCUUCCUGUAUCAUCACAGUUUGCCUGUUGGGCAGAGUUGUUUCUUCUGCAAAUGUUAACUCCCAAUGUAUCAUUUAUCGGUCACCUUUCGGGCAUCAUUGUUGGUUUAGCGUACACAAUGGGUCCAUUAAAAACAGUUGUUGAUAUUGUAGAAAGCAUUGCUUCUCAAUUACUUGGUAUUAUACCGGAAUCACCUGCACAGACGAGGGAUAGAGUACGGUCAAAUAAUCGAAAUUGGUUCACUAACUGGGGCUUUAGUGGUGAAAACGGUGCUGCCCAUGAAACUCCUUCAUAUAGAUGGCGAAACGAACAAAGACGUUUUGACGAGUACACGGGUGGUAUGUCGGAAGAAGAGCAGAUGUGGAGAGCUACACAAAGAAGUUUGUAUGAAGAUGGUUGGCAUUCGUCCUUUUUUUGA